CUAGCAACAAUGGUUAACAACAAAAGUCAAGAUGCUUCAUCGCUGGCGAUGGUCAAGCUCAUUAUGUUUAUCCAACAUUAGAUGACUAUUUGAUAUCAACCAAGGAUGGAAGACCAGASUGAGUCAAAAGAUAAGACAACAGCAAACGAAAAACAGAAGAAAAAAGCAGAUGAACACAAGGUUACGUUCACAAUUACAAUUGUGAAAGCGUUCCCAACAGUUGAAGAAGACAUCAAACCCAACUUAAAAGGACUUGGAGGUUUGACUGGACGUCGGCGAGUGUUUGAAGCACCAAAACCACARCAUUAUUUUCACCUGGAAUAUAAGCUACUACCAUCUGAGUCAGACACUGUAAAGGCUGAUCUAGUGACUUAUGGAGUUGCAGCUAAGGUUUAUAUGGAGACUGACUCAAARGUCUUGAAAACCUGGAAAGAGGGUGAUUUGACUUGGGUGGCUUGGACUCAUAGCCACAAGUUCACMAUUACCAAAGAUGUUCUUUUAAAAAUGUACAAUCAUACUUUAGAGCUUAAAAUCUGGGACACCAAAGACAAGGUGUCUCCCCGUGCAAGGUUUGAUCGUCCUAAGGCUUUUAGAUUACCAGGAAUUGGCGAUGAAUCAGAUGACAACAGYGUCAAAUCACAAGUCGCUAAACAAAUGAUGGCAUACGAUGAUUUGCAACCUAAACCCUCUUUCACAAAACUAAAACAAGAGAAAAAAGAAGAAAAGAAACACUUUAAAGCAACAAGUCGAACAAUUGAGAGAAAAGUUGAAUCUCAUAAUACUAAGUCAGACCUCGAGACAAGCAGGGCUGUGACUGCUCCAUCGACCUUUUGUUCUACAUCACUGUCCACUUCUGAAACGCCCACCACAGCUUUGGGCAAUCAAAGUGUAAUGCAUGUACAAGUCCGGGUAGAUGAWCAUGAGACUCCWCAUUUUGGWCGACUUGCAGAGCUUGCUGGAGUCACACCACCGUCCCAAGAUGACCCUACUGGAGAAGUAGAAGCCACAAGUAGAAUGUCCAGARUUAAAGCUGAUGAAAGAACUGUGACACCAAGAAAACGACGACAAAGUGGCACGGAAAAAACGCUUCAUGUCAAGCAGUCAGACUUGGACGUAGUGUUAAGCAAACACAAAAAACAUAGUAAACUCAAUGCCAGGAGAGAAAUGGCAGCGGCCGCUGCAGCACAUGUCCGUUCACAUGGCUUGGCUUCAGUCUCCAUUAAACUUGCUCUGUUCUUUUCUGGUAUGAAAAGCUGCACAACAAGACUUGAUAAGCCUUCGGGACACGUACGGGACUUGUUUCUCACAUUGAGUGUCGACAAAAACCUCUUAUCUGAAAGUCAAAAGAAGGAUUUGAACCCUAUGGUGAUUCAAGUGAAUUCUGCUUGUAAUAUGCCCAAUGUCCCUCUGUCACACGAACAACUAAAGACUAGAAGAGAAACCGAUGCCUUCUGCAAACUACUUAGAGUCUGGUAGUGAGCUGAAAAUCAAAAUAGARAUCGCUUACCCGUUAAAUAGAGACGCCGAACAGAUUGACAGUACAUCAGAGAAAAACGUAUCACCAGAGACCAACACUGAAUCAGAUGAGAACGAAACUCGUCAGUGUCCAUUUGGCCGCAUCGUGUACAUCUUCCAGUACACAAACAGUGCGUUCCUACGUCRAAUACAGUCAGAAAUCACAGCCAUCAAUGCCGAGGCGCUGGAGCUCGAAAACCUCCCGAAACAUGUCAUCGAUGCGGCUCUUUCUACUUAUAAACUCUCCGAAGAACAACGAAAGAGCAAAACAUUGAAUAUUAUUACAGGAUUUCAGGUUCUGGAUGGUGAAUACCACAUGUUUGUGUUAGAAGGCAUUUCUAAUGAAGGCAUACUUCGAUUAUGGACGCGUUUACCAAGGCCACCCGAAUCAGAUUUAACCAAGUUCAACGUGUUGUAUAACUCAGAGAUGCUGUUCUCUGAUCGAUUGUAUGCGUCGUUGGAUGUGGACCUAUGCCGUGUGCGUCUACAUGAACCUCUCAAUAUUAUCGUCCAAAACCCUCUAUUGUACGUCAGAGACCUGGUGCCGAAGCCAUGCUUCUCAGCACUCAGUAAGCUUGAUAAGCUACUCAGAGUUACCAGGCUCCGCCAGGCAACAAGAGCCGAGCUAUUUCCCAGUGCAGAAAUGGUGAUUUCAAUGAGCCGUGAGUUUGGUGUCCCAUUAACAGCAGAGGACUUUGGAGAACUUGAACUUCCGCAGUUCGAAGAUAAUCUAGUUCGACGUGGAGGUGCGAUCGAGGAAAAGAAGACUUCGAGAGUCUGGACACCAAUCGCUGAUGUCAAUGAAUCRUACGAACAGGUUUUGAAGGAACGACUGAACACGUCUGCUCCGGAAAGAGACUUUAUCAAAGAAAAUAUCAUGAAAACAAAAACCGCAAGUCGAGAACGUCCAAAGACAAUCGCUGUUGAUACCUGCGAGCUAUUYAAUCAAACCGCUCACAACUAUAGUAUACAAACUCUUAAUUCUACGGAACUGGCCAAGGAAAAGCUAAGACGAAUACUGUCAAAGGAAGAAAAGCAUCGCUUCACAUACUGCCUUCAAAACAAYAGCGCUAUCGUUCUUCCCGUUGACCCAGAAGCAGUCAAAAAGACAUCAAAUCUUGAGUCAGUCCAAAAAUGGCGGACGGAAGAUGGCUUUGUGUAUCCGGGCAAGAAAACKUCUCUACAGUCGAACGCUCACCCUAAGAAACCAGACAGUGCUCGAUUAGAUGAAUURCACAAGCCUUGGAAAGAAAAUAUUCUUCAUGCAAACAAGCUUAAGCCAACAGUGAACAGGGAUAUCUUCCCCUGGCCAUACCGAGAUAAAGAUUUCAACCUYCAYCUCGAAAACCGUGAUAUUCCAAUAGUGCGAUCGAUUCACGCGGCGGGAGACAUCAAAGAACAAGAGCAACAGCUUGCACAAGCCUUACAGGCAGAGACGUGGCGKAGCAAAGUAGUAGUCGAGAAUCCAAUCUUCCGUACACAUCGAUGCUUAACAACUACUGAACUACACGAUCGCGGGCCACGAGCCUCAAAUCAACUUGCUAAGCUAAAAGGACUUCUGAAAGAUCCACCUAGAACGUUAUCUCUCAAGAAACCUGGCAUUACMCUAGGGGAAAUACCAUCCCUAGCAGUAGUAGGUAAUCMAAGUGACCAGACACUUGAGAAGACCUCUCGGGAGCUUAGACGUUCYCGUGUAGUCGAYCCAGGACCUCCMGGUUAUAAUCCGGGACCUUUUGAAAAUGAAGGSUGGCUGCUGGAAAAGAAUAAAAUACCGAUWCACGAUCGUGAACACAAGAAAUAUAAAGAYCUAAAGGGACARGACUUUUGGUUAUACCACAAAGAAAGGGAUGCAUUGUACCGAAGACGAAUUGCACCAUUAUUAAAAGACGAAAGAGACAAUAAUCUGUUUGCUGUAGCUGAUACCUGCAGUUAAUAUCGACAUCAAUCAAAUAAUUCAAUUUAGCUAUCAAUCUCUUAUAGCUAU
Molecule: messenger RNA, 3499 nt
Organism: Exaiptasia diaphana
Lineage: Eukaryota; Metazoa; Cnidaria; Anthozoa; Actiniaria; Aiptasiidae
Source: RefSeq, a predicted model, not a curated record